UCGUUCAUCGUUGCGCGUUGCGAUGUUUUGUUGGUACGUGCCACAUUUUCGGCACGCCUCCGGCUAAACGAGUGUUUAUCUUUAUGAUUGUGUUGAAUCUAUACGGAAUUCUUACCAACUCUUUUCAGCUUCACAUUGUUCACAGAUAUGAUAUACUAAAUAAAGAUGAGGAUUAUGUCAUGUUAUCUUCGUCGUUUCACAAUAACAGCUCUAUUUGUCUUACUGCUGUUUUGUGUUGUACAAGUUUUUCGUUCAGAACUGGGAUUUAAUGACAAUGAUUUGUCAAAUCUGGAUAAACUAAUACACAUAUCUCAGUUAAUUAAGGAAUCUGAACAAUCUUAUGUUGGGGAAGGAGUUGUGGCUUGCAAACUACCUCAAUUAAAUGUUUCUAAUCCAGAAAUUACCAAAUUUAUUCACGAUGUCCCACCUUUGCAAUGUACACCAGAAAAUUGGGUUAUUCUCCAUGGUUCAAGAUUAAUUAUUAGCAGCAGAGCAAAGAAAAGACAUGGAUCCAUAAUUUGCUCUUUUAGUGAAAUUCUUAGGGAUGAUGAUUACAAUGUAUUAUUCAAACCUGCUGUUGAGUCUGAAGAUUCCUAUGUUCUAAAACAUAGCGAUUUUGUUGAUAUUAAGUGUGAAUCAAAAGAUGGAAAUAAAUGGCACAGUAUUAUGGCCGGAGUGAAAGAUGAUCCUGAAGUAAAUGAGAAAAGUAAAUGGGAAUAUGUUGGAAACAAGGCCCUUAAACUAAAUGUACUUAUGUUUGGCUUUGAUUCUCUAUCCAGAAAUACAUUUAUACGCAAAUUACCAAAAACAUAUCGGUAUUUAAAAGAAUACUUAGGAGCUUUAAUACUAGAAGGAUACAACAUAGUAGGUGAUGGAACACCACAAGCUCUUAUUCCUAUACUUACUGGAAAGAUUGAACUUGAACUUCCAGAUACUAGAAAACGCAUGAAACUAAAGGCAAACUAUGUUGAUGUAUAUCCAAUGAUAUGGAAUCAGUACAAAGAAAAUGGUUAUAUAACAGGAUUCAUGGAGGAUGUCCAUCAUAUUGGAACUUUCACAUAUCGUCUAAAAGGUUUUAAGAAACAACCAACUGAUCAUUAUAUGAGAACAUUCUAUUUAGCUGCUGCACCGUAUUUUGGAUACUACAACAAAUAUUGCAUUGGAAGCAUUCCUAGACAUAUGGUAAUGCUGAAUUAUAUUAAAGAAAUUUUUAAUGUCUACAAACAUCAACCAAAAUUUCUAUUUGGUUUUCAUGGAGAACUUUCACAUGAUUCUUACAAUGACAUAGGUGUAGUAGAUGAAGAUUUACAUAAUUGGUUAAAGAACUUAAAUGAAUUUGGUCAUUUAAAUAAUACAAUAUUGAUAGUGAUGAGUGAUCAUGGACAUAGGUUUGCAGAAAUUCGUAAUACUUUGCAAGGUAAACAAGAGGAAAGAUUACCAUUUUUUUCGUUUGCUUUUCCCCCUUGGUUUAAAAGAGUUUAUCCAGAAGCUUAUGCCAAUUUUUUACAUAAUACACAUUAUUUAACGACACCGUUUGACGUUCACAAAACAUUAGAGAGCAUAUUGAAUUUUGAAACACCAAAAAUUGGAGAUCGUCAGCAAAGAGCCAUUAGUUUAUUUGAUAAGAUACCAUUAGAGAGAACAUGUGCAGAUGCGUUUAUAGAACCACAUUGGUGUGCAUGCCUGAGUUGGCAAGAAAUUUCAAUUGAUGAUGAUAACGUGAUUGCUGCAGCCAAGUAUUUUGUCCAAUUUCUUAAUGUUUAUACAGAAAAUCAUCGCAAUAUAUGUGAAGAAUUGAAAUUAAAAGAGAUAUUGUGGGCUGCUAAACUUAUACCUAAUAAAGAUUUACUGAAAUUCUACAAAUCGGAAGAUCAAGAUGGUUUCAUGGGAGAUUUUAGUGCAAAAACAAAAUUAACUACUGAAACUUAUCAGUUGAAAGUAAAAACAGAACCAGGAUUUGGUUUAUUUGAAGUCAGUAUUAAUUAUGAUAUAAAGAAAAAUACUUUUUCAACCAAAAUUUCAGAUGUUAGUAGGAUCAAUAUGUAUGGAUCUCAAGCAAGAUGUGUAGAAAAUUCAUUAUUUCAUUUACGAAAAUACUGUUAUUGUAAGGAUUAAGCAGUUAGUGUUUGAAGAAAGUUAUUCAUAUAUU
Bombus pyrosoma is the source of this 2149-nucleotide messenger RNA. RefSeq lists its product as uncharacterized. The transcript has 11 exons. The record is from RefSeq and is a predicted model, not a curated record. Bases 166 to 2115 code for a protein of 649 amino acids. Lineage: Eukaryota; Metazoa; Arthropoda; Insecta; Hymenoptera; Apidae.